AUGGCAGUCGGUCACCACACUGAUGGAGGACGAGUCUCUGGACCCGGACCUGAACCUAGACUGGUCCUGGUCUUCAGCGGGAAACGAAAGUCCGGAAAAGACUUCAUUACGGACCGGAUCCAGGAGCGUUUGGGGCGGGGCGUUUGCUGCGUCCUGCGUCUGUCCGGACCUCUCAAACAUCAAUACGCUCAGGAACACGGUCUGGACCUGGACCAGCUGCUGGGUCCUGGUCCCUAUAAGGAGCGUUACCGUGGCGAUAUGAUCUGUUGGGGAGAAAGCCGACGUCGUCAAGACCCCGGAUUCUUCUGUCGCCUAGCAACCAGAGGAGCUCUGCAACCAGUGUGGGUGGUGAGUGACGCACGGCGGCUGUCAGACCUGACCUGGUUCAAGUCCAGGUUUCCACAACAGACCCGAACUGUCCGGGUUCAAAGUUCAGAAGAAACACGCAGACAGAGGGGGUGGAGCUUCACUGCAGGUGUGGAUGAUGCAGAGUCAGAGUGCGGCCUUGACAGCGGCGUUGAAUUUGAUUGGAUCAUCACUAACGAGGUCAACGCCCCCUCGUUAGAAGAGCAGCUGCAGCCAAUCCUGAAGCUUGUGGAGGAAUCAGCUGUUCUUUAAACCGGAGUCUGCAAAGGAUGAUGGGAGAUUCUCACCUGGACUUUGAUGCUGUGAAUUAUUCUUUAGACGUUUGUAAACAGUUUGUUUGUUUUCCAGCAGCUGUAAACAAACAAACAUCGAGUGACUCACCUGAGAAACAUUAAAAACCUUUUACCUUUAAAACCUGGUUCAGGUUCUGAAUGAGUUUUUUUGACCUCAGAGUCUGAACAGGUGAGCUUUUAAUAUAACAAGACAAUAAUGAUGACAUCACUCAGGUGAGAACAGGAGGCGUGUCCUCACUGAUGAUCAUUUUAUACUUUAUUUUUUUGAAAUGUUCUUUUUAUGAGGAACAGCAGAGAAUAAUUUAAUUUAGACUUUUUUUUUUUUAAAUAUCAGCUUCAAAAUGUGAAUUUACAGAAGAUUUUAUCAUUCAGACUAAAGAAGUAAACAAUAAGAAAAACAAUUACUUGUUGAUAUCUAUGUUCUGUUGCUCCCAACCUUCAGUCCCUUUUUAGAAAUGGGAUGAAUUUGCAGAACAGGUCUUACCAUGUUCCACCAAGAGGUGAUGUGAAGGACAGUCACUGUGCAGGCAGCUCUCAGAGUCUGAGAGAACAUCAUCAUACAGUCAUCAAGGAUGACCAUAUUUUCUCUUCUAUCAUUAAAUAUGAAACAUUAUCAAUAUAUGAACCUGAUGUUUUAUCUCCUGCUGGUUUUCAUUAAGUUUAUAUUCCCUUUCUUAUUACAUGUGUUGAUCAGCUGUCACUUUAAUGUUGUUUGAGAUAAUAAUGAAGCAGAGAGCUGGAUGAAGUUACCUUCAAGCACAUUUCUCUAAACAUCUUUACCUCUGGCUACCAAACAGUAAACAUGAUCAGACAGGAUGUUUAACUUUGAAUCUUUCCACAGUGUUUUCACGGGAAAAUCCCUUCCCAAACUGUUUAUUCUGUAGAGCUUCAAAACUCAGGAAUGCCCCCUUGUGGACAAAUGAGUAGUAGGUAGUCAAACUUGUUGGGACUUAGGGGUAUGACAUCAUAAAUGUGUCAACACACCUGUAAGGAUGAACAGAAACUUGAAGAAAAGAAAACACACUGAGUCAUGAUGGAUCUACAAACCAGUGAUGGUGCUUUUAUUUUAUAAAAUCUGCUCUGUCUCAAGAUUUAUUACAAUAUGCUAUGACAUCAUCACUGUGUGGCUUUAGAAUAAAAACUUUGUUAAACUUUA
Molecule: messenger RNA, 1815 nt
Organism: Labrus bergylta (ballan wrasse)
Lineage: Eukaryota; Metazoa; Chordata; Actinopteri; Labriformes; Labridae
Gene: pmvk
Product: phosphomevalonate kinase
Biological process (GO): cholesterol biosynthetic process; isopentenyl diphosphate biosynthetic process, mevalonate pathway
Cellular component (GO): cytoplasm
Molecular function (GO): phosphomevalonate kinase activity
Source: RefSeq, a predicted model, not a curated record